AUGGACGUGAAGCCACAGCGCCCACUGCGGCCAAUACGCGUCAGAAACGACGAGAAUGUUCCUCCCGAAGGCCAGGUUACCAAAACAAUCCAUCAUCGGAAUAAAUCGAGUCCAGCCCUGACAAGCACCUUCGCCGAAGUCCAAGGGCUGAAGGCUGCGGCAAAGCGAACUGCAUUUGGAGACGUGAGCAAUAUCGUUGCAGGCAGACCAAGCAAAGAUGAUUCAAUACUGCAUACCAAGCCGAGUCUACAAGCUGUCGUGAAACCUGGCCCAGCCCUCGAACAAAGAAGAUCCAUUGCCCUGCUGCGUCCCGCGCAAAAAGGGUUGAAGACCAUCCUUGCUGGAGCAACUGCCUAUGGGACAUCUAAGGCCUCUUCCAAUGCCACAUCCACAGAGACUGUGCUUGCACCACAGCCUGCUGCAACGAAAAAGACAUUGACAAAGCGUCAUACCACAAUCUUUAAAGAUAAUCGUCUUGCCGUGCUUCAAGAGACGGAAAUAAUCUCGAGCGAGUCAACGAACGAGAAUACGACGGAGACACAGAAACGCUCAAACUCAGAAAAUGCUGGAAUAGAGCCUCAGCUUUGCCUUCUUCCUCCUCCAGCGCCCGUUGUUGUUCCUGCUGAGCCGGUCAAAGAUGCUCAGGAUCUUCAUUCGGACACUAGCUUGCCUGGCAUAGAAGGUGUAAACCUGGGUCCUGCACUUUCGAGCGAGCCAUGUAGCGAGGCACAGGUGAAUGAUAACGGCAGCACUGUCGCAGAACACACUGCUCAACAAUUUUCACAGGAGCCCCCUCAUCGACCGCUCCCCAACAACCCUCUCCCCUCAAUGGAACCACACGCCACUGCCUUGCGAAACGAGCCACAACAUAUUCCUGUGGCAAGCCUCGUGAAUCCUGUCGAUAACAUUCCUCCUCUGAGUCCUCACCACUCCUAUAUCCAGCAACGACUCGAGCAAGAAGAGUAUUGGGAGGAAGAGGAUGACGAGAACUACGAAGAGGAAGAUUAUGUGACUGCCAGGUCUUUCCGAUCACGGGGUGACAAUACCACCGGCAGCGCUACGGCCGUCUUGUUUCCGCAGAUGAACCAACGGGCUCGCAAGGAAAUUGCUGCAGCGAAGCAGUUAGUCGAAGCCACUCGUUCUCCCGAGGAGGUGGAAGAUGAAAGCUACGACACGAGCAUGGUCGCCGAGUAUGGAGAGGAGAUCUUUGAUUACAUGAGACAGCUCGAGGUGAAGAUGCUUCCGAACGCCCACUACAUGGAUAACCAGCAUGAAAUUCAAUGGUCCAUGCGCUCGGUCUUGAUGGACUGGCUUGUCCAAGUCCACCUCCGGUUCAACCUACUACCAGAGACGCUCUUUCUUACAGUCAACUACAUUGAUCGGUUCCUGUCGUGUAAGGUCGUCUCUCUUGGCAAACUACAGCUUGUGGGCGCAACGGCUAUCUUCAUUGCUGCAAAAUAUGAAGAGAUCAAUUGUCCGUCGGUCCAGGAAAUUGUGUACAUGGUCGAUGGUGGUUACAGUGUGGAUGAGAUUCUCAAAGCCGAGCGGUUUAUGCUUACCAUGCUUCAAUUCGAACUUGGCUUCCCCGGCCCCAUGAGUUUCUUGCGCCGGAUAAGCAAAGCCGACGAUUAUGACCUGGAGACGAGGACUCUGGCUAAGUAUUUCCUUGAAGUGACCAUGAUGGAUGAACGUUUCAUUGGCAGUCCUCCAAGUUUCACGGCGGCGGCAUCGCAUUGUCUCGCGCGUAUCAUGCUCCGGAAAGGCACUUGGACCGCUCACCACGUUUACUAUUCCGGUUACACGUACAGCCAACUCAGACCACUGAUCAAUUUACUACUGGAAUGUUGCGAGGAUCCACGGAAGCAUCACAACGCAGUGUUCAAUAAGUACUGCGACAAACGCUACAAGAGAGCAUCGGCCUUCGUUGAGACCGAAGUCCAGAGAGGGUUCGAGUUGCCAGAUUCCGGCGCACCAAAUUCUUUCCUUCAAUCGACCAUGCUUUCAUUCUAUGAUAGCGUUCCUUAUCUUCGCAUGUGA
This is a messenger RNA of Fonsecaea multimorphosa CBS 102226, 2037 nucleotides long. RefSeq lists its product as uncharacterized. Gene Ontology annotation, biological process: mitotic cell cycle phase transition; regulation of cyclin-dependent protein serine/threonine kinase activity. Gene Ontology annotation, molecular function: cyclin-dependent protein serine/threonine kinase regulator activity. The coding region runs from base 1 to 2037 and encodes 678 amino acids. The transcript has 3 exons. The record is from RefSeq and is a predicted model, not a curated record. Gene Ontology annotation, cellular component: centrosome; cyclin-dependent protein kinase holoenzyme complex; nucleus. Lineage: Eukaryota; Fungi; Ascomycota; Eurotiomycetes; Chaetothyriales; Herpotrichiellaceae.